Molecule: messenger RNA, 1434 nt
Organism: Uloborus diversus
Lineage: Eukaryota; Metazoa; Arthropoda; Arachnida; Araneae; Uloboridae
Gene: bys
Product: bystin-like
Exons: 9
Coding region: 110-1390 (426 amino acids)
Biological process (GO): rRNA processing
Cellular component (GO): cytoplasm; preribosome, small subunit precursor; nucleolus
Molecular function (GO): snoRNA binding
Source: RefSeq, a predicted model, not a curated record
CAAAAAGCUGUAUUACAGCAGACAAGAGGAAAAUGAAAGCACUAACUAUAACCGCAACAGUUUGUUUAUGUUUUGCUUCUGCGACAAUUAGAAUUAGUUUAAUUUAGAAAUGGGAAAAGUUAAAAAAAAUAAAUCAAAGAAUUCUAAUCGCCAUGAUCCUUUAGAUCAACAAAUAAUUGAAAAUAACUUCGCAAAAUCGUCAUUUCGGAACAAAGUAAGGAACAGACAGGACGAAGAUGAGGAGUUUGUAGAUGACAAAUUAACUAAGAAAAUUUUGAAGCAAGCGAGAAAGCAACAGGAAGAUUUAGAAGAGGAAGUCGGAAUUUCGAUUAAAGAGCGCAAAGCUUGUCCCUCUAUCUCCCUUAAUCUAUCCCCCCAGGUUGCAGAUUCUGAUGAUGAUGAUGAUGAUGCUAGCAUUACAAAGGGUGAACUCUUAGAAGACUUAAAAAUAAACGAAGAAGAUGAGAAAGCUUUUCAGAGCUUUAUGUGUAAAGAUCCAGUUCAAAGAGCUACACUUGCAGAUUAUAUUAAAGAAAAAUUGACAGAAAAGCAGACAGAAAUUCAGACAAUUUUUUCAGAUGCUGGAAGUCUUAGAGCGGAAGAUUUAGAAAAAAUCGCACCUUUGUACAAAGGUGUUGCCCAAGUACUAUCCCGCUACAGAAGUGGAAAACUACCGAAAGCAUUUAAAGUAGUACCUAAAUUUACAAAUUGGGAACAAAUUCUUCAGCUUACAGAACCUGAAAAAUGGACUUCUGCUGCUGUAUACCAAGCAACUCGAAUAUUUUCUUCAAAUCUGAAAGAAAAAAUGGCUCAAAGGUUUUACAAUUUGGUUCUUUUGCCGAGAUUGAGAGAUGAUAUUGCUGAAGCUAAGACACUGAAUUUCCAUUUGUAUGAGGCUCUGAAAAAAGCACUCUUUAAACCUGCUGCAUUUUUCAAAGGAAUUAUUUUGCCACUCUGUGAAUCAGGUACUUGUACACUGAGGGAAGCUACUAUAUUUGGUAGUGUACUUGCAAAGUGCUCGAUCCCUAUUCUCCACUCAAGUGCUGCCUUACUCAGAAUAGCUGACAUGGAUUACAAUGGUGCCAAUAGCAUCUUCAUGAGGAUAUUAUUAGAAAAGAAAUAUGCAUUGCCCUUUAGAGUCGUAGAUGCUGUUGUGGCUCACUUCCUACGGUUUAAGAAUGAUGAUAGGCAACUACCUUUACUAUGGCAUCAAUGUCUGUUGACUUUUGCACAACUUUAUAAAAACGAUAUCUCACAAGAGCAACAGCUUGAGCUUUUGGAAUUGCUCACUAUUCAUCCACACACUCAUGUUACUCCAGAAAUUCGUCGGGAAUUGCAAAGUAGUACUUAUCGCAAUUCUCAAAAAACUGUAAAUAUGGACCUAAAUUAAUGAAUCUGUAAAUAGUUUUAUUUUGUUUUUGCAAUAAACUGCAA